AUGGAUCCCAUCCUAGAUGGACUAAAUCAUGCGCAGCGCGAGGCUGUAACAUCGUCUGGCUCAAUUCUACAAGUGCUCGCUCCUCCAGGCUCCGGCAAGACAAAAACCUUGACCGCACGCGUCGCGUAUUUACUCUCCCAUCAUGGAUACCAACCACAGGAUGUUAUCUGUUGCACGUUCACAAUCAAGGCUAGUCGUGAGAUGCGAGAGCGGCUGGCGAAGCUCAUUGGUGAAAAGCUCGAAUCGCGCUUGAUCCUGGGGACUUUUCACUCUAUUUGUCGUCGGUAUCUUGUUAAAUAUGGGUACUUGAUUGGUUUGCGGAAGGGAUUCGGCAUUGCGGACUCAGAUGAUACCCGCGCUAUAAUCAGACGGACUAUCAAACGACUCAAGUCGAGCAUUGAACCCAAAGCGGCUCAAGGCCGUAUCUCCCGGCACAAGGCACAUGGUCUUACUCCCGAGGCCGUGGCUGCAAAAGCUAAAGCAGAGGAGCAGGAGCUAGUUGAUAUCUAUCGCGACUAUGAAUCAGCUUUGGCGGCCUCCAAUCUCUUGGACUAUGAUGACCUUCUUCUGCGCUGUGGGGAUCUACUUCGCGAGCACCCAGAGUGUGUCUCCAAUGUGCAAGCUGUUCUUGUGGAUGAGUUCCAGGAUACCAAUGUCAUUCAAUAUGAGUUGAUGAAUCUGUUUGCAUCGAAGAACAGACGGAUCACCAUCGUUGGUGAUCCUGACCAGAGCAUCUACGGCUUUCGCUCAGCGGAGAUUCAAAAUCUCAAGCGAAUGCAGCGGCAUUAUUCCAACACGACCGUUGUCCUCUUGUCAGACAACUACCGAUCUUCGGCGUCCAUCUUGAACUCGGCUCAAGAAGUUAUUGAGCAGGAUACCAGUCGGCCUGCCAAGGCACUGCAGGCAACUCACACUUUUGGAACCUUGCCGGUGUUGAGAAAGCUCCCAAAUCCCGGCGCAGAGGCGAAAUGGAUGGUGCUCGAAAUCAAGCGUUGCCAGGCGAUGACUGGUGGGCUGUUGCGUAUGUCUGAUUUUGCUGUCUUGCUUCGAUCGGCUUCGCUGUCUACACAAAUUGAGACAGCGUUUGGAAGAGCAGGAAUACCAUAUAAGAUGGUCGGGGGGCGCAAAUUCUUUGACCGGACUGAAGUCAAGAUUCUUCUGAAUUAUAUGAGAGUUGUCAGUCACACGGGGCAUUCGGAUGCGUUGUUGAAUAUCGUCAAUGUUCCGCCUCGAAGAAUCGGCGAUGAGACGAUCAAGCAACUGACGGGUGGCGCGGAAAAGGCCAAUGUACCAUUGUGGGACUUUAUCAAAGAUGUCAUUCAAGGCCGUCGUUCGACAGAGAAAAAGCUGCAAAAGGCGGCAGAGCAGGGACUUUGUACCUUAGUCAAGUUGAUCGAGGCUUCACGACAAAAGUUGCAGGACUGUGAAGAUGCAUCAGCUCCGCGUGUUCUGAUUGAAUUCAUCACGGAACGUCUCUCCUUCCAAGAAUACCUCAUCAGGGCGUAUCCCCUAGACGAAGACAGUCGCUGGGCGAACGUCAAGGAACUGAUGCACCAGGCCACCGAGGUCGCAGCAUUUGAAGAGGAGGAGGUUGACAAAGAGAUGGAUCUCCCUGAGAUCGAAGGUGUAGAGCAACAACAGGCACAUCCAGGCGAGGAGGCUCUCACUCGGUUCCUGGCGAAUGUUGCGCUUGCCACCGAGAUCACCACCAAAGAAGAAAACCAGGAGGGUGGUCAACCCCAGGAAAAGGUCACCAUCUCGACCAUUCACGCUGCCAAGGGGUUGGAGUGGCCUGUUGUGUUUGUACCUGCUGUGUAUAACGGAAGCAUCCCUCACUCGCGUGCAGAGGUGGUUGAGGAAGAGAGACGAUUGUUGUAUGUCGCGAUGACCAGGGCCCAAGCACUGCUGUACCUGAGUCUUCCGCUUCGACAGCCCCGACUAGGCGAAGGAGAGGAUGGUUCGACGAAUUUGACGCCCUUCCUUCCUCCUAAGUUGGUCACAACUCGCUUCCGAUUAACGGGACCUUCACUUCACGAGAAAGUCGUAUAUUCCAUUGCGGAUAUUCUGCGUCGCCCUCGCCCAUCUCUCGAUGACAUGUACAGGGGGCUCGCACUCCUUCCAUCGACGCUGGACGACCGAUGGACACCUGAAGGGGAAGAAGAUCGCAGCAAGUUCGAUGGUACAUCUGCCAACGACGUUGACGAGCCAAAUCCCAAACGACGCCGGUCAGACAUGAACCAAGGACCAGGCUCGACUACCUACAUGUCAUCUGCCGCGUAUACUAUGAAUAACUCAACACAAUUUACAGUCCCUACAGCCAUUUCAUCAGGCUUUACAUCUGCCCGAGACUACAUUACAGCGAAUCCAGAACCGCCCGCGGAGUCAGCAUCCAAGUCCAAGCCUACUGCAGACGUCGUAGUGGCAAACAAACCGAGUGUAUCCAGCAAUGCAGCCCGCAAGGACGGCCUCACACAGGCCAGCAUCUCCAACUUCUUCGGUGGGCCAGGGAUCCAAAAGAGAGAGCCUGUCUUACCACAGCCACAACCAUCCCGCAGGUACGGGCAACCGUCUCAGAGCCAAUACCCAACGCAGAGCAUUCCACCGGCUCUAUUCUCGCACCGUGUCCAACAACGGCCACUUCAACCAUCCCGACCCACGCUGGAGCCGACCAACCCAAAUGGCUACACGUGGAUAGCGGCUCCAUCAAGGCCAGGACCGAAACUCGCAAGGACGUCGGUGACGCAGGAACAGACUGGAAAUAGUGCUUCUGCAGGGACCGGGGCAAGCGAGGCGAAACCCGAGGCAUCCACCCGUGGAUUCCAGGCCGUGUCGACGUUUCACACGACGACCAUGUCCAUGGUCCAACAGGCACCACGACGGACACUAGGUAUUCGACGGAGCAUGAAUGGAUGGCAGGAUCGGAUGAAGCGAGAUGGCGGUGGACAUGUGAGCUGA
This is a messenger RNA of Penicillium canescens, 2955 nucleotides long. RefSeq names its product ATP-dependent helicase. The transcript is spliced from 2 exons. The record is from RefSeq and is a predicted model, not a curated record. Bases 1 to 2955 code for a protein of 984 amino acids. Gene Ontology annotation, cellular component: nucleus. Gene Ontology annotation, molecular function: hydrolase activity; ATP binding; 3'-5' DNA helicase activity. NCBI's taxonomy places the organism in Eukaryota, Fungi, Ascomycota, Eurotiomycetes, Eurotiales, Aspergillaceae. Gene Ontology annotation, biological process: recombinational repair.